CAUUAAAAUAUGAAUAAAUGCAAAAUAAAUUUUGCUAUAAUUCCCCUCAAGGCUCAAAGUAGCGAGUAUAAAGGCCAAACCAGUCAAGCUCACACUACUCUCCCAACACUUUUCUCCACACACAUCACCAAUCGCCACAUCGAAAACUCCGUCCCGCCCUCCGCCACCAUGCAAGCUCUCCAGCCCGCCGCCCUACGCCCCUCCCCCCUCGACCCCCUCCGCACACGGCGUUAUUCGUCCGCUAUCCCAAGCGGCAGUGCCAGGACGCCGACCAGGAGGUUCCCCUUCAAAGUCUCCGCGUCCGCCCCCGCCGUCUCAGCCCCCAAGCGCGAGACGGACCCCAAGAAGCGCGUGGUGGUCACGGGGAUGGGCCUCGUUUCGGUGUUCGGGAACGACGUGGACGCGUACUACGAGAAGCUACUCGCCGGCGAGAGCGGCAUCACCCCGAUCGACCGGUUCGACGCCUCCAAAUUCCCCACGCGGUUCGGCGGCCAGAUCAGGGGGUUCGAGUCCGAGGGUUACAUCGACGGUAAGAACGACCGGAGAUUGGACGAUUGUUUAAGGUACUGCAUUGUUGCCGGGAAGAAGGCGCUCGAGGGUGCUGAUCUGGGGGGCGAUAAGCUCAACAAGAUUGACAAAAUUCGAGCUGGUGUUCUCGUUGGGACAGGAAUGGGAGGUCUUACUGUAUUUUCAGAUGGUGUCCAGGCUCUUAUUGAGAAGGGGCACAGGAAAAUAACUCCAUUCUUCAUCCCGUAUGCUAUAACAAACAUGGGAUCGGCUUUGCUCGCAAUUGAUCUUGGGCUGAUGGGGCCAAAUUAUUCGAUUUCAACUGCUUGUGCCACCUCAAAUUACUGCUUCUACGCAGCUGCAAACCACAUUCGUAGGGGUGAAGCUGAUUUGAUGAUUGCUGGCGGAACUGAAGCCGCCAUUAUUCCAAUAGGAUUGGGAGGUUUUGUUGCUUGCAGAGCUUUGUCUCAGAGAAAUGAUGACCCCAAAACUGCUUCUAGACCCUGGGACAAAGAUCGAGACGGUUUCGUUAUGGGCGAAGGUGCUGGAGUCUUGGUUAUGGAAAGCCUGGAACAUGCAAUGAAAAGAGGCGCACCCAUAAUCGCAGAGUAUUUGGGAGGUGCAGUAAAUUGUGAUGCUUAUCACAUGACGGAUCCCAGAGCCGAUGGACUCGGUGUCUCUUCUUGUAUCCAUAGUGCCCUUGAAGAUGCUGGUGUUUCCCCAGAGGAGGUUAACUACAUUAAUGCCCACGCAACCUCCACUAUAGUGGGAGAUCUAGCCGAGUUAAAUGCUAUUAAGAAGGUAUUCAAUAACACCUCAGAGAUAAAAAUCAACGCAACUAAGGUUUUAGUUUUGUACAGCUGUCUUGCUUGUUCAAUGAUAGGACACUGCCUUGGUGCUGCUGGUGGUUUGGAAGCCAUUGCGACAGUGAAAGCCAUUACAACAGGAUGGCUUCAUCCCACAAUAAAUCAAUUUAACCCAGAGCCUUCUGUUGAGUUCGACACCGUUGCAAACAAAAAGCAGGAGCAUGAAGUCAAUGUUGAUCCGUCGUUGUUCUCCUCCCCCAGUGAUGAUAGCCUUCGAAUUAACUGUGAGCUCAGACAAAACAAUCUCCCAAAUUUGCACAAUUUCAUCCGUGCUCAAGGGCAAAACGAUCCCACCAUUAAAAUCCCUAAGUUUUUCCUCUCUUUCCUUGUGCUCAAGGGCAAAACGAUCCCACCAUUAAAAUCCCUAAGUUUUUCCUCUCUUUCCUUCACCAUGGCUCGAAAUCGAUCGAGGAUUAGGGACAGCAGCGGCUUCAUCCCAACACCAUCGCCAUGGAUUUGCAGGUUCGCCGGAAGCCGCAAUUCACGCGUGAACAAGGGUCGCCGGAAUUCUUCGCGAGAUGGAGGCGGCGCUGGGCAGCGACUCAAGGCGUGGGAGGAGAGCGGGUUGUGGCGUUGCUGGGGUCCACUCGGAGGAUACUCGCCGGCGAGAGGCUCGCGGCAUCAGAUUUGCAGAGACUGCGCGGCGGAGGGGCUCGCCGGCGAUUGGUCUGCGCGUCGCUCGGAGGAUGGCGAAGGAGGAGAUGACGAGAUGAUGGUGAUGGUGUCGCGGCGCACCUGGGUGGUCGCAGCUUGGAGAUCGGCGGCGUGUGUUUCUUUAUUUUGUCCCAUCCAUUAUCAUCGGUACACGCCGAGUGGGGCUUUCGUAGUUUUGUUCACCACUCUCACUCCCACCAACAAUCCACGCGCCGCUGCAGUUUGCUCCUCCGGCCGCCGCCAUAGCGUCGGCACUAUGUUGACGAGAAGCUCCACGAGGUCCAGAAACUCCUCCUCGGCUUCAACUUCCACCAAAACCAAUGGUGAGAUUGCUCCGACGGUGAAUUCUGUGAACAUGAAGAAGUCUGGGCGGAGGGCCAAAGCCGCCGCGAAAAAAAGGCCAGCGAAAAUCGACUCCAUUAAACCUAAAAAGCCUCCCACGGCUUUUUUCUAUUUCAUGGAGGAUUUUCGUAAGGAUUUUAAAGAGGAAAAUCCAGAUAUUAAGUCAAUGCGCGAUGAAAAGGUGCAAUACUACGAUAUUGCCACAGAAAAACGAGCAGAGUUCGAUCUUGCUAUGACAGAAUUCAUUAAAAGAAAGGAAUGUGGGGAGUUUGAUGAGGAUGAUUCAUACUUCGGUGAUGACUCAGAUUUUGAUGGAUAAAAUUUGUAGUAAUGGUACAUGUAGCUUGUAAUUGUAGAUGUUACCUUUUUUCUAACUUUGCAUCUGUGUAAUUUAUUGUGCAAUAGUAUUUAGUAUUUAC
Molecule: messenger RNA, 2788 nt
Organism: Striga asiatica
Lineage: Eukaryota; Viridiplantae; Streptophyta; Magnoliopsida; Lamiales; Orobanchaceae
Source: the annotation of a GenBank genome assembly